AUUCAUGAAGUUAGAUUAAUUAAUAUUUGUUAAUAUAAUUUUUUCGAGAGUUUCGAAUAAUAAUUCUAAACAGUGAUAGAAGAGGUUAAAGAAACUUCGAUGUUAAAAUAAUUGGUAAGAUGGCGCCGCAGAAAUACCCAGUAUGCCCCGCGCGAUUGAUUUGCGCAUGUCAGUUGUUCGCAUUGCAAAUGGCGGCUCCUUGUUAUUGUUCAUGGCGUUUUAUGACUUGUCCCUUUAUAUUACCGAUUAUGUCGAGUUUUUUUGCGAUCUUCACCGCGCGCACUGUGCAGAAAGUGGAAUAAGAUACGCGCGGUGUAUUUUAGGUUAAGCUAAGUGCUUUUGUGGUGUGUCUCCGUGCGAUUUGGACGCGAGAAAUCCCACACGAAAUUGGAAAGAAAUGGGACAAGUGCAUUAGUGCUGGAGUGGUUUGGCGUUGUCGGUUUACAACCGACGGAGAGACAUCUCAUCACAUAUAUAUUGUCUUAAUACCCUGAGGUGUCUUCACGCUCCCUGGGUAGUUAUGUGAUUUAUGAUUGUCAUGGCGGCAGACAGUGAUGGUGAUCUGAUUGAGACGGUGGUAACUUGUGAGGGUGACCUUGGUGACCCAGAAUUUCCACGUAAAUUUAAAACCAUUGUUGACCGUCUUAAAUCUCUGCUAUGUAAAGAGAAAGGAGAUGGUCUCAAAGUUAACAAAGUAGAACCAUGGAAUUCUGUAAGGGUCACAUUUUCCAUACCAAGAGAAGCUGCAUUGAGAUUGCGAGAAUUAGCAGCACAAGGAUCUCCAACACUUACUCAACUUGGCAUUCUUUCUGUACAGGUUGAAGGAGACCAGGUUAUAUCUUUAAGGAUAGCAAGUCGAUUUGGAGGUGAGGCACAAGAAAUUGUCUUACGUUCAGGAUCUUCGCAAGAUGCUGGAAAUAAAUCUCAAAGUGAAUCUACAAAUAGUUCAGUCACCAUUGACAAUGAUCCUACAACUGCUUUACCUGGUCCAAGUAAUACAUCAACAAUAUCUUCUGCAUUACGAAAUGUUGCUCAAAUAAUAGCAGCUGGUACAUCGUCAGAGAAAGCUCCUCAAUUCCGUUCUCCAAAUGUUGUGGCACCAACAGACUGUGAUCCUAUCCCACCUUUUCUUGCAAAACCUGUGCCGUCAACGGCUGGUAGUAAUGGUGUUGGUACUUCUGGCAACCAAUCAGUCACUAAUUCUAAUGCUUCACCCAGAAAUAAUUAUAAUGGUCCAUUCCCGUUUGCUAGCAUGACACAUGCUGCUCAAGCAAUACAUAGUCGAGAAUCACAAGCUACAACAAUAAAAAAUACAAUUCAGUUUAAACAGCAUACACAGCCACCACCGCCUUAUCCGAUACAAGAUAAUUUGGCAACAGUAACAGCCUUAUCCAGUGGUCAUACAACUACACAAACUGUAGUUACAGUUGGGCAAUUAACAACUCAGUAUAAAUCUCCAAUUACCACGACUUCUAGUCUGUCACCAAACAAUGGUAACCAUUUAACAGGAAAUUCCAAUGGUAGUGGUAAUCAAGUUGCUUUAUCAAGUCCAUUACUUGUGAAUCUUCUGCAAAAUGAUGCUACCUCACAUUCAAAUAAUGUGAUACCUGGUCAAAAAAUGUUGCCACCAGCUGUUGUUGAUAGCUCAGGAUUGGCAAAUCGUAUGAGACCUACGAAAAAGCCAACUGUUAGAAGAAAAGAGCUAACGUCGCCUAGUGAAUCGCCACCAAAUUUGGAUUCAUUAAGGACGGAAGAUCUGAUAGGAGGAUCAGCUAUUAUUCCAGAUAUAUCUCAAAGUUCACCAUCUUCAGCAUUUGUUGCAGUUAAUGCAAAUCAACCGUCAUCAAUUCCUCAACAACAUACAGUUAAUGUAAUUGGUGGUAGUAAUCAGAAUAUAAUGACACCACAAACGGUCCACCAAGUGCCAGUUGUUGGACAGAUACAGCAACAGACACCACCAAUACAUACUCCAGUACAAAUACAGCAAAAGUUUCCUAUCAGACAAGAAUUGACUUAUAGGCCUUCACAAAUGCAAAUACAAAGUCAACUUCCUGCUAGGCAUUCAGUGAAUGGACAAGUUAGAACACCUUUACAACAGCGGCAAUUAUUGCUUCAACAACAACAGCAGCAGCAACUUUUAGCUCAACAGCAACAGCAGCAACAAUUAGGCCAACAAAACAUGACUACAUCACAAUUAAUAACUCAGCAAGGACCUACAACGCAGCAGGCAUUGUUGCAACAGCAAAACACUAAUGCUCCAUUGCAAUCGACAUCUUUACCAAGUCAACCAGUUAUACAACAGCAACAAGUUCUACAACAUCCAACAGUAGCAUUAAAUGUAUCACAACAAAGGCUAAGUUACUUAAGUAAUCAACGUCAACAAACACCUCCACCAUAUCCACGACAACCAGUACCACAACAACCUCAUUUACCACAACAAAGUCAGACGUUGAAUGUACAACAGCAGUUACAUCACAAUCAAUUGAAAAAUAUGAAUGUCAAUACAAGUGCAACAACAGACUUUCGUUAUGGGCAAAGUCAAAAUAUUCUCAGUAGAAAUUAUCAGCCAUCUAUUAGCACUUCUAAUGGACCUACAUGGAGUACACAAAGUAGUUCCAUUCCACAGGGUGCUCAAGUUAAUACUACAAGGCUCACAGUCUCAAAUCAGGUUCCAGGUGCCUUUUCUCAGUGUGGCUCUCAUAUGAAUCAUACUCCUACGACUACUGCGACUGCUGCCAUUAAUAAAGUGGAAACAUCAGAGUCCCCAAAACCUGAAGAAGAGACACCAGAGCCAGAGUAUACAUCAACUGGAAAAAUCCGCCAAUUUCUCAUAAAUCCUCUUACUGGUCAUUUAGAACCAAUGCCUAGCGAAAGCUCUGAUUCAGAACCAGAAAGUGCAGUUGAUAAUCAGGAUGAUUUCUUUUCUUUUCCAUCUCCUUCAAAUGAUAGAUCAAAUUCUAUCUUUUCUGAUGAUGAUGCUGAUAGUAAUUUUUCAAGAAGAAACGAUACUACGACCAAUACCGAUCAAUCAGAUUCUGAGACAACGGUCAAAUCUACAGCCAGUGAAGGAAGUUUAAAGCAUAGUAGGAUAAAACCUACAAGAGAAUCUGCGCACAGUCCAAUGCCCGGAGAAAAGAUUAAACUCCGAUUAAAAUUAGAAAAAUCAGAACCAGUUACCCAAGCAUAUAAAGUUGAUGUAUCAUUUGUAAACACACCACCUGUUAGGAAAGUUGAUAAGUCGGUAAACAAAAUGUUUACUACAGGUAUCUCUAGCUCAGGGACUGGUGACGAACCACGAGUGCCUCCCUUACACAUUUCUUUAAGAGGACGUAAUGCUUCUGUAGUACAAAUCAGGAAGAAAGAAAAAAAGUCUCUGAAAGAUGGGGAAACUGAUGUAGCUAAUGUAAAAAGAAAAGGAAAAUUGAAAAAAAUGAAAGAAUGUAUAGAUGGGAACAAAUUGCUGCAAAAAAAAUCAUCACUGAACAUGAUUAUAGGUACUUCGUCUGCUUCUAAACUACCCCUAUCCAACUCUGCGAUGAUCAAUAGCGCCAGUACCAUUAGCAAAAUGAAUAAUAUUCUUCAAACUGUUGUUGCAAAACCUAAUGCCUUUAAGCAAGAAGUGUCAGUAGAUUCCAUGAGGCUGCAAGGUGGGCUCAUUAAGCCAAGUUCAAGUAAAAAUAAUGAUGUGGAUGAUAUACCACUGAACAGUAGAAUUCCAUCUCCAUCUAAACAUAAAUCUACUAUUUUAAAUCAACCUUUGAAUACACCACAACAAAAUAUAACCAAGAAUCAAAUGGAAGUUGAUGUACAAAAUCAUACGCAUGAACAAAAAAUAGGGGGAGGUAAAACCAAAAGAAGAGAUUCCAAGAAGAAGUCAGAAUCUGGAGAUGGUAUGCACAGAGAACAAAAUUUAUUGUCAGGUGGUAGAAUUUUAGAUAAUCAAGCCAAAUGGAGAAAAUUGGGUUAUAAAGGUGAUUCCCAUCAAGCGAUACGAAAGUCAGAUACACUUUUAACAGGAAACGAUUUCACAACUGUUAAAAAAGUCGGCGAAAUCAGGAGAACCAGUGACAGUGACAUAAAUAGAUCAGCUGUAGAAAAGAACAAUGCUUUAAAUGCGGUCACCUCAAGAUUAACAGAAAUAAAUGGUGUAAAAAGUGAUUUAAUUAAUCAAGAGAAAAGAAGACGUUUAAGUUUAAUGGAUGAAAAGGAUUUGCAUUUAGGAGAAUGUCAUAACACAGAGGCUACCAAUCAGAGCAGUCAAAAAGUUGUUUCUGAGUCUUCUUCACCAAAUGUUGUUUCAAAUGCAAAAAAUGUUACCAAUGUACCUUAUGAGAGUGAAACACAAAAUUUAAAAACAAAAAAUGCAAUAAUGCAAAAUGAUUCUAAUGCAUCAAACAAUUCCGAAGUUAAAGUGUCUGUGCUUACGGAUAUGGCAACUAAAUGUCCUCAGCAAUCCAUUAACAGAAUUACAACUGUCAAAAGUAAACCAGAUAUUGACAAUUGCAAAGUGAAUGCAAAUACAUUAACUAAAAAUCAAAGUCUUGGACAGAAAUUAAAAAAUCACAUGAAUACUAAGAAUGACACAAAUGCUACUAUUAAUAGGCACAAGGUAGAACAUUUUAAUAAUAAAAAGAUAACUCAGAAUCACAUAAUAAAACAAGCUGACAGAACUGUGAUUGAAAAUAAGUUGGAUAGUUCACAGAGGAUAAGUUUAUUAAAAACAUCACAAAGUUCAAUAAUCAGCAACACAGUGGACCAAGUUCCCAGACCCCAAAGUAAUGAUUUAACAACUGGCAAGCCAACUUUACCUAUUGGGGAAAUCAAUGUAACGGAAGCUAAAGUGAAGCAGAAGUUACUUGAGAAUACAACAGUUCCUAUUGGAAUUGGUGUUGAUGCAAGCGUAGAAAGAGUUGGUAGUGGAGGAGGUGGGGAGGAUUCGGGGAUAGAAUCUAUGGAUGCUCUUUCAGAAAAGUCACCAAAUCAGGGGGAAUCACCUUUACAUAGGCCAGUGACUGAAACAGUGACACAAAGCAGCACUAAAAGUGUUAUUCAAGGGGAACCAUCCCUGCCAACCACCAAUAAGAACGUGCCUUCCUCAACUAAUAGUAGUGAUAUGUGUUCAAAUACCCAUACGGAACUUCUUAAGUCCAAUGCCCCACAAAGAUUAAGCCCUGUGUCUGUUGCAAGUUAUCUUGAAAAUCAUCUUAAUUGCAAUGUACCACAUUCUAGUGAACAAGAUACGAAGAAUAUACCUAGUGAAAAGACAGUAACAAUAACAACAACUUCAAGAACUAGUGGUCAUAAUAGUGACUUGGUUACUAGUUUAGAGAUAACUGAAAAUGAAAAAAGUGUUUCCAAUCCACUAGUGACAGGAUCAGUGACUGUCGUGACUGGCACUAUAAGUAGUGGCAUGGAUAGUGAUAAUUUAUUACAAUGUGCGCAUCAACAAAUAAGCAACUUCUCUGAAACAGACAAUUGUAGCAUUAAAUUAGAAGGUACUAUUAACCAAAAUGAGCAGGGUACGACAAACUCUAAGCACGAAGUGUUAAGGGAUACAGAAGAUAAACUUGAAGACAGUGUAAAAACAAUAACAGAGAGUGACAGUGCAAUUAGAUUAAGUGAAGAACCUCAAGGACAGAAUAAUAAUGGUGUGCCUCUAAUUCAAAAUCAUGUUACAUAUAGUAAAGUUAAAACAGAAAAGCUUGAUAAUACAGUUACAAACAAAGCUACCACAGUGGUGGAUAAUACAUGUCCAAAUAAUCAGAGUCACAGUCCAGAAAUCAAAGCAGAGCCUGUAAUCAAUGUUAAAGUGGAUGACACAAGGCAGGUUGAUCAGUCAGAUAAUUCUAAAAAUAAUGUAUCAUUGAACACAGGCUCCGUUCAAGUAGAAUCUUGUACUGAUCAAAACCAAAAAUCUAAUGUACAAACUCCUCAACAAAUCUCAGUCAGGGAACCUUCAAUGAAUCUUCAAAAAGUUACAGACGAUUUGGUUAAGAAAAUUGUUAAUGAUGCCAGUGAAGUAAAUAUAGGUAUCCAGUCACCUCUUGGUGAGGAUCCACAGCCAAUUAGGAUUACACCACCAUUGUAUACAUAUUCUAAUCCAGUUGUUUUGCAAAGAGAUGAGACUCCAAGCCCAGCAGCACAAAAUCUUGAAGUAGAUUCCAGCGAUGUAGAGCAUGUAAAACGGAAACGCAGAAGAAAACAGGAAUUAGAAGGUCGACAGGAUGUCAUAUGUAUCGAAGACAAUGAUGAAGCACAUUUUGUGGAAAGAUUAAAUUCUAAUAACUCAGACGAUUAUAUUAAAAGACCACCUAAAUCUUUGCUAGAACAACUUUUAAUAGAAAUUCCAAGUGAAAGUAAUGAAAAAAGAUCACUGAGAACUAGAUCACAAAAACUUAACAGUCCAGACAUUGCCAAAACUCCAAAAAGCAGCCCACAUGGUCCUAAUAAGCUGGAGGAAAGACGUAGUAUAUCACCAUACGCAAAAGCUAGUCCAAAGUUAGGAUCAUCUAAAUUGUCACCGAAUACAACAACUAUGAAAGUAGGGAAAAGAAAACGACAAGAAAGUGAAAGUUCUGUAGCAUCAAGUACGGCCGAUGAUCCACAACCACGACCAGGAAAACGAAAAUGUUCCGAAAACGCUGCAGAACUCAUCAAAGCUUGUAUGGGCGUAGAAGAAACUGGACCUAUUAAGAAACAAAUACCUGGCAAAGAAGAACAGCCCAAAAAGGGAUUCAACAUAUUGGCUAAAGCUAAAAAAGGUCCCAUUGUGGUAGAAGUAGAUUCUUCUGACGAUGAACCAUUGAUUGAAUCUGUAGGAAAAGCAAGAAUGAGAUUGUCAGAUGAAACAACCGCUGCUUCUCCAAAGCCUAAAGAUCAAAAAACAAAUUCAACUACAACUGUUUCUGGCAGUCCAAUUAAUUCUAGUAAUAUAUCAAAUUUCAAUGCCAGUAAUAGAGUGCAAAGAGAAGGCCGUUUAUUAACAACCAAACAAGCAAGUACACCGACAGCUGUGAAUGCUGGAAAAGAAAGGCUACGUGGUACUUCAGUAUCAAGUAAUGAAUCAGUAGGAGAAGUAACAACAAGACGAUCUGUUCGACAGAAUACAGCUUCACCAUUAGCAACACCGGCAAGCAAUACAAGGGGUGCAUCUAGAUCUACAGAAGACGUAAAUAGAAGAAAAACUCGAAGUGGAGCUGCGGGAACAUUGUUUUAGUAACGACUGAGGCAGCAGAACAGGCGAAACGGAGGCGAAUAUCCCGAGAAAACAAAUGACCCUCGGGAAGUGACCUUGACAGUGAUUAGCUACCGUCGCUUGUCAAGGCCUAUCCGUCUGAUUAUCAAUCCAUUAUAAACGAUUACUUGAUCGCCGUGUGGCUGGACCCCACCUGGUGAAUGUGUAUGUGUCGAUAGCGCACAAACAUUGUAUAUGUCUGGGGGUUUUAUAGCAAUCGGAACGCUGGAUGGUGUAAAAAAGAAAUAAAUUUAUGUUAUAUCAUAAGAAGCUGAAUGAUCUAUUUUAAAAUAUACAAAAAAUAUGAACGAAAAAUAUAAACUUUGAAGCUUCGUUUAAAUAUUUUUUGUAUAUUCUGUAUAAAAUUUUCAAGUUUUCUUUAAUAAUGUACUAUAAGAAAAGAUUUGUAUUCCAUCUGAACGAUCGUCAUUGGAUGUUACUUUUUUAAAUAUCUAAGAAUCUUAAUUCUAAAGGAAGAUCAAUAUGAAAAAAAAAGAUGAGAAUGAUGUAUUUUUCACUGUCCAGCAUUCUUUCUUGCAAUCUACUCCUCUAAACAACAAAGUUUAGUUACUCAGAAUCUAUUCAGCAUCUUAUGUUUUGAUCUAAGUAACUAAACUGGAUUUAAAACUGCCGAGUCAUUAUGUAACUUUCUUUUACCAAUUACAAGUUAUUAUUAUUCAUUUAUAGAACGAGGUCGCAUUAUUAUAUAUGUGCAAUUCGGUCAAGUUCGAUUUUUAUGUUUGAGGUCAAUAUUUACAGCUCUAUGUGUGCGCGCGCGCGCGUGCGUGUGUAUUAUUUAUAUAUAUUUUAUUUAUAUAUAUGUAUAUAAAUAUAUAUAUAUAUACAC
Molecule: messenger RNA, 8081 nt
Organism: Vespula pensylvanica (western yellowjacket)
Lineage: Eukaryota; Metazoa; Arthropoda; Insecta; Hymenoptera; Vespidae
Product: putative mediator of RNA polymerase II transcription subunit 26
Exons: 11
Coding region: 530-7216 (2228 amino acids)
Biological process (GO): positive regulation of transcription by RNA polymerase II
Cellular component (GO): nucleus; transcription regulator complex; histone methyltransferase complex
Source: RefSeq, a predicted model, not a curated record